Cylas formicarius (sweet potato weevil) is the source of this 1260-nucleotide messenger RNA. RefSeq names its product craniofacial development protein 2-like. The transcript has a single exon. Gene Ontology annotation, biological process: chromatin remodeling. The coding region runs from base 1 to 1260 and encodes 419 amino acids. The record is from RefSeq and is a predicted model, not a curated record. Gene Ontology annotation, molecular function: catalytic activity. Lineage: Eukaryota; Metazoa; Arthropoda; Insecta; Coleoptera; Brentidae. Gene Ontology annotation, cellular component: nucleus.
AUGGUAGAAGUAUCACAAACAACGGCCCCCAGUCCGCGGCAGACUUUAAAUAGUCAGGGGGUGCGAAGAAUACCCGCGAAGAAUAAUGCUAGGACCCACCCGAAAGUGGAAAAACAAUCGAGUUGUAGACUCGGUACUUGGAACGUAAGGACCUUGUAUACCGCAGGGAAAUUGGACAAUCUAGUACAGGAAAUGGAACGCCACGAGAUAGACAUACUAGGCCUCGGUGAAGUUAAAUGGCCGAACAGUGGCCAAUGCACGACCGAAAAAGCAACACUCUACUAUUCCGGAAACAAUCAUAACAAUCACUGCAACGGAGUCGGUUUUAUAGUACACAAAAAUAUCGGGAAGUCCGUAAAAAACUUCAUAGCCCACUCGGAUAGGGCAGCUCUCAUACGGCUGAAAGCUGCCCCAGUUGACAUUAAUAUCAUACAGGUAUAUGCCCCAACACUGGAUAAACCGGACACCGAAAUGGCACAACUCUAUAAGGAAAUAAAAGAACCGAUGAAGCUAGCCGGAAAGAAGGAAGUUCUCAUCAUCAUGGGCGACUUUAAUGCCAAGAUUGGUCGAGGUCGAGUGGACAGUGUGGUCGGAGAUUUCGGUCUCGGAGACCGCAACAAAAGAGGCGAUACCUUGGUACAAUUCUGCCAAGAAGAAAGACUGGUCGUCGCAAAUACAUGGUAUAAACUCCCGUUAAGAAGGCUAUAUACCUGGCAAUCACCACAACACUCACCGGACAAUAUAGUGAGAAACCAAAUAGAUUUUCUACUAAUCAGCCAGAGAUACAGAAACGGAUUGCACGGAGUGAGAACCUACCCUGGUACCGACAUCGGCUCAGACCAUAACCCAGUGGUGGGAACGCUCAAUAUUAAAUUAAAGAAAAUAAGACGGCCACAUAAGAAGAAGAUAAACAUAAACAACAUUAAGAGGCCCGAGAUAAGGACGGAGGUACACCAGAGGAUAAACAGAGCAGUCAGCUUAGUAAGAAACUCGCCUCAACAACCAGCGGGUGUGGAAGUUGUCUGGAAUCGACUGAAGGACGCGAUAACCACCACCACAAAUGAUAUAGUGGGACCACCUAUCAACAAGAGAAGGGAAUGGAUGACCUACGAGAUCCUUGGGCUGAUGUCUGAACGCCGUUCAUAUAAGAAUAAAAAUCAAGUCAGAUACAGGGAGCUUGACAGACGAGUUAAAAAAGAGAUACGCAAGGCCAAAGAACAAUGGCUGCGAAGAAAUGGAAGAAUUAGAGAGAAAACAUGA